Messenger RNA from Oncorhynchus gorbuscha (pink salmon), 11264 nucleotides. Its product is annotated as lipopolysaccharide-responsive and beige-like anchor protein. NCBI's taxonomy places the organism in Eukaryota, Metazoa, Chordata, Actinopteri, Salmoniformes, Salmonidae. Gene Ontology annotation, cellular component: membrane; cytosol. The record is from RefSeq and is a predicted model, not a curated record. Bases 752 to 9748 code for a protein of 2998 amino acids. Gene Ontology annotation, biological process: intracellular protein localization. The transcript has 57 exons. Gene Ontology annotation, molecular function: protein kinase binding.
GGCAGAAUACUGGUAUAAUACUGUCAUGGCGGGGAAGAGCUGUAGCAGGGGGUAAAUCAGGAAGAGAAAGCGCUGUAAGUGGGUUAACACUGAAAUUUGAACAAGUCUAGCAGUUUUUAGGAAAGGACCGAGUGGAUGACUGCUGUCCCUUCUCGAGCACCACUGUCGCUGUUGCGGUACUUGAGCCACGUUUAGGAGUUCUUGCUCAUGACAGCACUCUACCUGUCAAGCCUGCUGUGACAAUAGCAAGUUAUACUGCUGUAGCCUGGCUGGACUAGUGAAGAAAUGAAAGUCGCAAGUGCCUCUCAUAUUUUGACAGAGGGGAGGAAGGGCAAGGUCUCUGCGACUUGCCUUUAGAACCAAAUCUUUUUAAGCCGGUCCAUUUUAGUGAACGGUUUUUGAUGCAUUAUUUCAUUCGCCUCCUUAUCGAGUUUCCGACCGGGGGAGAGGAGUUCUACAUGGAAACGCAGUGACAACUCCAAUGUCGCGGUGUCAUCGGCUAGAAAUCCAAGUCUCGUGCGCCUGUGCCUUUCGCGGACUACAAAACAUACUUUGUUGACUCGAAGGCUUAUUUUGGGAACUGUUUUGAAUGGGGAGGGAAAUAUUUUCAUUGUUUACCUCCAGACUGUCGACAUAGCUGGAAAGAGGAUACCAUUGUUUUUUUUUCUUUCACCGACUUUACUGUAUCCCAUUACCGCCUUUGGGGUGAACAGGUGCCUUACCUGUUACCGCCACCUGUCCUCCUGUAGCAAUGGCUAGCGAGGAGACGCCUGGUGCUGGGCGACCAGCCGGGCAAGGUGAUGGAGCUGCGACGGUGUCGCUCAACCCUGGGAUCCCAAUCCGAGGAAUCAAAAUGAAAUUCGCUGUCCUCGCCGGCCUGGUGGAAGUUGGGGAAGUUUCCAACCGGGACAUUGUGGAGACCGUCUUCAACCUGUUGGUGGGGGGCCAGUUUGACCUGGAGAUGAACUUCAUUAUCCAGGAGAAGGACAGCAUUGUGUGCAUGGUGGAGCUGCUGGACAAGUGUGAGCCCACUUGCCAGGCGGAGGUGUGGAGUAUCUUCACGGCUAUCCUGAAGAAGAGCGUGAGGAACCUGCAGGCCUGCACCGACACGGCCCUCAUCAACCUGGUCCUGGACCGCGUGGCCCACACUGACAGCAUGAUCGCAGACCUGAUGGUGGACAUGCUAGGGGUGCUGGCCAGCUACAGCAUCACAGUCAAGGAGCUGAAGUUGUUCUUCAGCAAACUGCAAGGAGAGAAAGGCCAAUGGCCUCCCCAUGCGGUGAAGCUGCUGUCUGUCCUGAGGAGCAUGACCCACCGGAACGGACCUGACUCCUUCUUCAGCUUCCCAGGGAAGAGUGCUGCUGCUAUAGCUCUGCCCCCUAUAGCCAAAUGGCCGUACCAGAGUGGAUUCACCUUCCACACGUGGUUCCGCAUGGAUCCAAUCAACAACAUCAAUGUUGACAAGGACAAGCCUUACCUGUACUGUUUUCGCACCAACAGAGGUCUGGGAUACUCUGCACACUUUGUGGCCGGCUGUUUGAUUGUAACCUCGUUAAAGUCCAAGGGGACUUUCCAGCACUGUGUGAAAUAUGACUUCAAACCACAGAAGUGGUACAUGGUGACCAUCGUUCACGUCUACAACCGCUGGAAGAACAGUGAGAUCAGCUGCUACGUCAAUGGAGAGCUCGCCUCCUACGGAGAAAUCACCUGGUUCGUCAACACCAGCAACAUUUUCGACAAGUGUUUCCUGGGUUCGUCAGAGACGGCGGACGCCAACCGUGUGUUCUGUGGUCAGAUGGGGGCGGUGUAUCUGUUUGGCGAGGCCCUCAGUGCAGCCCAGAUCCUGGCCAUCUACCAGCUGGGGCCUGGUUACAAGGGCACGUUCAAGUACAAGGCUGAGAGUGACCUCCUGUUUGCUGAGCACCACAAGACCCUACUGUACGACGGCAAGCUGUCCUCUGGCAUCUCCUUCUCCUACAACCCCCGCGCCACCGACGCUCAGCUGUGCCUGGAGUCCUCCCCCAAGGACAACGCCUCCAUCUUCAUCCACUCGCCACAUGCACUCAUGCUGCAGGAUGUGAAGGCUGUGGUGACCCACUCGGUCCAGAGUGCCAUCCACUCCAUCGGGGGAGUGCAGGUCCUCUUCCCCCUGUUUGCACAGCUGGAUUACCUCCAGCACACCAGCGAUGAAUUGGACACCUCUGUCUGUUGCACUUUGCUGUCCUUUGUGAUGGAGAUGCUGAAGAACUCUGUGGCUAUGCAAGAGCAGGUCCUGGCCUGCAAGGGCUUCCUGGUCAUCGGUUACACCCUGGAGAAGUCUUCCAAGGUGCAUGUUACUCGGUCUGUCCUGGACAUCGUGCUGGCCUUCGCCCGUUACCUCAGCAACCUGCAGAACGGCGUCCUGCUGCUCAAGCAGCUGUGUGACCACAUCCUGUUCAACCCUGCCAUCUGGAUCCAUGCCCCUGCCAAGGUGCAGUUGGUGUUGUACACCUACCUGUCCACUGAGUUCAUCAGCACGGUGACCAUCUACAACGCCAUCCGCAGGGUGGGCACGGUACUGCAGGUCAUGCACACGCUCAAGUACUACUACUGGGUCGUCAACCCCCAGGACCGCAGCGGAGUCACGCCCAAGGGCCUCGACGGUCCGAGACCCAAUCAGAAGGAGAUCCACUCUCUCAGAGCCUUUCUGCUGCUGUUUGUGAAACAACUCAUAAUGAAGGAUUACGGAGUGAAGGAAGAUGAGCUUCAGAGUAUUCUCAACUACCUGCUCACCAUGCAUGAGGACGACAAUCUAAUGGAUGUGCUUCAGCUGCUGGUGGCUCUGAUGUCGGAGCAUCACGGCUCCAUGGUGCAGGCCUUUGAUCAGCGCAACGGAGUACGGGCCAUUUACAAGCUGCUGGCUUCCAACAGUGAAGGAAUCAGAGUUCAGGCACUCAAAGUCUUGGGCUACUUCCUCAAACACUUGCCCGCUAAGAGGAAGUCAGAGGUCAUGCUGGGUCACGGGCUCUUCUCCCUGCUCAACGAGCGACUGAUGCUCCACUCCAACCAGUUCAGCAUGACAACCUACAACGUGCUCUUCGAGAUCCUGACCGAGCAGAUCUGCACUCAAGUGAUCCAUAAACAGCAUCCGGACCCCGACUCCAAUGUGAAGAUUGUCAACCCGCAGGUCCUGAAGGUGAUCGCUGCCCUGCUGAAGAACUCUCCCCUCUCCCCAGAGAGCAUGGAGGUGCGCAGGGUCUUCCUGUCAGACAUGAUCAAACUGUUCAAUAACAGCAAAGAUAACAGGCGGAGCCUGCUGCAGUGCUCGGUGUGGCAGGAUUGGAUGCUCUCUCUGUGCUUCAUCAACCCCAAGAGCAGCGAGGAGCAAAAGGUCACUGAGAUGGUGUACGCCAUCUUCCGCAUCCUGCUCUACCACGCCAUCAAGUACGAGUGGGGCGGCUGGCGCGUGUGGGUGGACACCCUGUCCAUCACCCACUCCAAGGUGACCUUUGAGCAGCACAAGGAGAACCUGGCCCGUAUGUUCCGUCAGUACCAGAGACUGGGCUCCGAGGGCGAUGCAGCUGGUAUCCGGACCAUUUCCGGGGCCAGCCGAGACUCUGAGAUUCUGGGCCAGCUCCGGACCAACAGGGAUCAGGGGGAGGAGACUGCCCCCUCCACCGUGAUCGAGCUCACCAUUGACCCAGAGGGGGUGUCCCAGAACCAGGAGUCCCCCAACACUACCCCUCCCUCAGCAACCUCAGCAUCUGCUUCCACCCCCAGCCCUCCAGAGAGAGAAGGAGAUAGAAGUCAGAGGGGUAAACCACCCAUAACUGUGUCCAACAUGCUGGCCAGAGCUGAAGAAGAGGAGGAGGAGGAACUACAGCAGGUCCAGAAUCAGAUCUCUGAGGAUCAGAGAGGAUGUGCUGGUGACAGAGCUGAAGCUACUCCACAGGAGACUGAAGCUAAACUUACUGGGGAUAAAGUCAGCAGUAAGACUGUUGAGGCCAUGGCUGAGACUGAGACAGACACAGACAAGACUGAUGAAGCUGCAGCAGCAAGCACAGCUGAAACAGACGAAGCGACCAGGCCAGAAACUGAAGACGCGAAGGUGGCUAAGACAGAAACAAGCGCCGAUGCUAAAACAUCUGAUACCGACAAAGUAGUAAGACCUCAAACGGAUGGAGAGAAGGGGUCAGAAACGCACAGCUGCAAAGCCUCCCACGUUCUUAUGUCUGAAGAUUCCCUGAACGAACCCAAGGAACCGGAACUGGCAAAGCAACCGGAGGAACAGGUCUCCGCUUCCAUCUCGGCCUGCCAGCAGGGCAGCGUGGCGGAGGGGUCAGCGGUCGGGGCAUCUGUCCAGUCAGUCAGUGACCAGGUCCGACCCAGCUCCACCGACGACAGCAUGGAGGAAUCCUCUUUUGUCUCCGCCGCUGGUGGAGAGGACGAAGAAAAGGAGCAAGAAGAGGUGAAGACAGAGGAGGUUGUUGUUGAGGAGGAGAAGAUGGAAGAGGUUAAAGCAGAGGAGAUCAACACAGAGGGUAAAACUGAAAAGCAGAAGUUAGAGAAGAAUUUUGCCGAGGUCACAAAGUCAGCAGUGGAAAGUCAAGCGACACCACCUGCUUCUGUACCUGAGGAGAGUCGGACACAACCCCCUAAAAUGGAGGAGAUUGACCUUGACCCGUCUGCACCAGGCACCGACCCCACCAGCACAGAGCCAGCACGGCAACCUUUAGAGUCCACACCAUCGCCCCCUACAGCCCUGGAGGCCAUACUACCACCAGCAGCAGUCGGGGCCACUGUCUCUAAAUCUGACACCUCACAGGCUGUAGCACCAGCAGAGGCCCCCAGCACCAAGGCGGUCCAGCCAGAAGCCCCACAGGCCUCAGGGGCCACAGAGGCCCCCAGCAGCAGGACUGAAACCUCUCCGAAAGUAGCCACUGCUACUGCUGUGGAGGCAGGGAAAGACUGUGUUGCAGAGGGCCCUGGCUCUGCCACCAAGACCAAAGAGAUCCACAUUGCCAGGCUGGAUGUGUCCAGUGUGGCCUCAGACACAGAGAGACUGGCGCUAAAAGAGACCUCCACACCUGAAGUUCCUCAGGGCGACGCGGCUGCAGCCGGUGCCUCAGGAGGCCAGGCCAGCGAGAGCAGCUCCUCCGCUCGCUCCACCAUGUUCCGUAUUCCAGAGUUCCGUUGGUCUCACAUGCACCAGCGCCUGCUCACAGACCUGCUCUUCUCCAUCGAGACUGACGUGCAGAUGUGGAGGAGUCACUCCACUAAGACGGUGAUGGACUUUGUGAACAGCAGUGAGAAUGUGGUGUUUGUCCACAACACAGUGCACCUCAUCUCUCAGGUGGUGGACAACCUCAUCAUGUCCUGUGGAGGCAUCCUGCCCCUGCUUUCUGCUGCCACAUCCUCUUCACAUGAUCUGGAGAACAUUGAGCCGUCCCAGGGUCUGUCGGUGGAGGCCUCGGUCAGCUUCCUGCAGCGCCUCAUCAACCUGGUGGAUGUUCUGAUUUUCGCCUCCUCCCUCAACUUCACCGAGAUUGAGGCUGAGAAGAACAUGUCCUCUGGCGGUAUCCUCAGACAGAGCCUCCGUCUGGUGUGUGCCAUGGCUGUGAGGAACUGUCUGGAAUGUCAGCAGCAGUCUCACUUCAAGCCCAGCCAGGACAGCGCCCGCGGCCAGCAAGCAGUGCACAGCCUCAUGGGAAAGUCCAUCCCUGUUGAUGUUGUGACAGGUGGGAUGUCUCCCAUCAGAGACAUGGACCGUCUGCUACAGGAAAUGGACAUCAACCGCCUCAGAGCCGUGGUCUUCAGAGAUAUCGAGGACAGUAAGCAGGCUCAGUUCUUGGCCCUGGCUGUGGUUUACUUCAUCUCUGUUCUCAUGGUGUCCAAGUACCGAGACAUCCUGGAGCCCCAAAACGACAAGAAACUCCCCCAGCGCAGCCAGUCUGCCAGGAGCGCAGACAGUAAUGCUGUCUCUGGCGGUCCCGACCUGGAGAGCAGUGUGUCCCUCCGUCGCCGAGACUCUGGCAUCGGGGAUGACCAUAGCUCCGUGGCCCCCAGCAAGGCGGACACCACCACCCAGGGGCCCGACGCCGUGUCCGAGGCCCUGUCCACCCUCUCCUCAGAGGUCAGGGGUCACAGAGACAACCCCACGGCGGACGCCAGGGGCGGGAAGAACGUGAAGGACAUCCUGCGCAGCCUGGUCUCGGCGCCUGCUGAUGACAUCAUGGUGGACCCCAGCCUCCUGCCGCCGGCCUUCCUGGGAGCUGCUAUGGGAAACAACCCCAACCAGUUCAGAUCCUUUGACAGAAGCGUUCGGGUGGCGCCCAAGAAGGUGGGUGGGGCUCCGUCCCCAGGCUCCUCCACUCCUGUCCCAUCAGCCACCACUGCUGUGGGGGCCGCCGGGACACCAGUCAACAAUGUUGCCGUGGUUUCCACGGGCGAUGCUUCCCAGAGCACCACCGCUGAGGCUGCAGCCGGUGAGUCCCAGACAUUAGGAGGAUCAGCCAGCACCAACCUGCCAUCUGUCCCCACGCUGUCCCCAAUGACCCGGGACACAGCUCCCAGUAUGAGUAUCUCAGAGAGACUGGAGCAUGCUCUGGAUAAGGCUGCCCCCCUACUGAGAGAGAUCUUUGUGGACUUUGCCCCCUUCCUCUCUCGCACCCUGCUGGGUAGUCACGGACAGGAGCUCCUCAUCGAGGGCACCAGUCUGGUGUGUAUGAAAUCCAGCAGUUCGGUGGUAGAGCUGGUCAUGCUGCUCUGUUCUCAGGAGUGGCAGAACUCUAUCCAGAAGAAUGCAGGCUUGGCCUUCAUCGAGCUGGUCAACGAGGGCAGGCUACUAAGCCACACCAUGAAGGACCACCUGGUGCGGGUGGCCAAUGAGGCUGAGUUCAUCCUGAGCCGUCAGAGAGCCGAGGACAUCCACAAACACGCUGAGUUUGAGUCCCACUGUGCCCAGUACUCGGCUGAGAAGCGUGAUGAGGAGAAGAUGUGCGACCACCUGAUCCGAGCGGCCAAGUACCGCGACCACGUGACAGCCACCCAGCUCAUCCAGAAGAUCAUCAACAUCCUGACGGACAAACACGGUGCCUGGGGAAGCUCUGCCUUCAGCCGUCCUCGGGAGUUCUGGCGCCUCGACUACUGGGAGGACGACUUGAGGCGGCGCCGACGCUUCGUCAGGAACCCCUUCGGAUCCACUCACUCAAAGGCCACGCUCAAAGCUGCAGCCGAACACGCUCCGGAGGAAGAUAUCCUCAAAGGCAAACAGUCAAUCAGAAGUCACGCGAUGGGAAAUCAGAACUCUGAGAGUGAGAUAUUGUUGGAUGGCGACGAUGACACUCUAUCAUCCUUGGAGGAGAAGGAAUUGGAGAACCUAACAGGCCCUGUAAACAUGAGCACUAGCGCUCAGCUGGUCGCCCCGGCGGUGGUGGUGAAAGGAACGCUGUCCAUCACUGCAUCUGAACUCUACUUCGAGGUGGAUGAAGAUGAGGCCAGCUUUAAAACGAUCGAUCCAAAGAUCCUAACCUACACAGAGGGCCUUCAUGGUAAAUGGCUGUUCACAGAGAUCAGGGCUGUCUUCUCCAGACGUUACUUGCUACAGAACACUGCUCUGGAGAUUUUCAUGGCCAACAGAACUGCGGUCAUGUUCAACUUCCCAGAUGCAGGCACGGUCAAGAAGGUGGUCCAAUGCCUCCCUCGCGUGGGGGUGGGCACCAACUUUGGCCUCCCACAGACCAGGCGUAUCUCCCAGGCCAGCCCCAAGCAGCUCUACAAGGCCUCCAACAUGACCCAGCGCUGGCAGCGCAGAGAGAUCUCCAACUUUGAGUACCUGAUCUUCCUCAACACCAUCUCUGGUCGUACGUACAAUGACCUGAAUCAGUACCCCGUCUUCCCCUGGGUCAUCACGAACUACGACACUGAAGACCUGGACCUCACUCUGCCCAGCAACUACAGAGACCUGUCCAAGCCCAUUGGUGCCCUGAACCCCAAGAGGGCGGCGUUCUUCAACGACCGCUAUGAAUCCUGGGAGGACGACCAGGUGCCCAAGUUCCACUACGGAACCCACUACUCCACCUCCUCUUUCACCCAGAUGUGGCUGCUGCGCAUCGAACCCUUCACCACCAUGUUCCUCAACUUCCAGGGAGGGAAGUUUGACCAUGCUGACCGCACCUUCUCCUCCGUGUCCCGAGCCUGGAGGAACUGCCAGAGAGACACGUCUGAUGUCAAGGAGUUGACCCCAGAGUUCUACUACCUCCCUGAGAUGUUUGUAAACGCCAACAACUACAGCCUGGGGGUGAUGGAGGAUGGGACUGUGGUGUCUGACGUGGAGCUGCCGCCCUGGGCCAAGACCCCCGAGGAGUUUGUACGCAUCAACAGACUGGCUCUGGAGAGUGAGUUUGUGUCGUGCCAGCUGCACCAGUGGAUCGACCUGAUCUUUGGCUACAAGCAGCAGGGUCCUGAGGCCACCAGGUCUCUCAACGUCUUCUACUACCUGACCUAUGAAGGGACCAUCAACCUCAGCUCCAUCACCGACCCCAUGCUCAGAGAGGCUGUGGAGGCACAGAUCAGGAGUUUUGGACAGACCCCAUGUCAGCUGCUCAUCGAGCCACACCCACCAAGGAGCUCCGCCAUGCAGGUGUAUGUCCUCCUGCAGAGCCCGUUGAUGUUCACGGAGCAGAUGCAGCAGGAUGUCAUCAUGGUGCUGAAGUUCCCCAGCAACUCCCCCGUGGCCCACGUGGCCGCCAACACCCAGCCGGGCCUCGCCACGCCCGCCAUCAUCACCGUCACCGCCAACCGCCUCUUCGCCGUCAACAAGUGGCACGGCCUGGCCGGUCAUCAAGGCUCCUCUGUGCAGGACCAGCAGUACCAACUGCCCGUGGAAAUAGACCCCCUGAUAGCCAGUAAUGUGGGGACCCACCGUCGUCAGAUCACAGACCUUUUGGACCAGAGCAUUCACAUCCACUCUCAGUGUUUCAUCAUCACUGCAGACAACCGCUUCAUCCUGCUCUGUGGCUUCUGGGACAAGAGCUUCCGCGUCUAUUCCACUGACUCAGGGAAGCUGACCCAGAUAGUGUUUGGUCACCGUGACGUGGUGACUUGUCUGGCCAGGUCUGAGUCAUACAUCGGAGGGGACUGCUACGUCCUGUCAGGCUCCAGAGACGCCACGUUACUGCUCUGGUACUGGAACGGAAAACACAGCAGCAUCGGAGAGAACCCCGGAACUGAGUUUGUGACGCCCAGAGCCAUUCUGACGGGUCAUGACUGUGAGGUGACCUGCGCCAGUGUGUGUGCCGAGUUGGGACUGGUCAUCAGUGGCUGCAGAGAGGGCCCGUGUCUGAUCCAUUCCAUGAAUGGGGACCUGCUGCGGACCCUGGAGGGCCCGGAGGGUUGCGUGCAGCCCCGUCUCAUCCAGUCCUCUACAGAGGGCCACGCCGUAGUCUACUACAACAAGGGACACUUCUGCUUCUUCUCCAUCAACGGAAAGCUGCUGGGACACAUGGAGGUGGAGGAGAACAUCAGGGCCAUGCUGCUGAGUCGGGACGGACAGUACCUGCUGACGGGGGGAGACGGGGGAGUUCUGUCUGUCUGGCAGGUUCACAACCUCAAACAGAUGUUCACCUACCCUGGCUGUGACGCAGGCAUCCGCUCCAUGGCCAUGUCCAACGACCAAAGGUGCAUCAUAACCGGCAUGGCGUCUGGUAGUAUCGUCCUGUUCUACAACGACUUCAACAGGUGGCACCACGAGUACCAGACCAGAUACUGAGGCAGGACCACGCAACAACGAUCCCUGAGAAUCUGGUUAACGUGGGACCUACCUACUGCAAUCCUGUCGCUCGAUGUACUAAGGCACUACUCAAUACAUAUUGAUAUCCUGAAUGUAUCUUAAGAGAAGAAAAACUGUCAUUCUGUCGAAAGAAGCAAACUAUUUUUUAAAAAAGGGCAUUGCUAUAUUUUGUAGGCAUAUCGACAAUUUCAUAUAAUAUCUUAGGGUGGGGUUAUAUACCUAUGGUUACAAAUCUAUUUUUAGCUUGUUAAGAGUCUAUUUUCAUCUCAAGCAGAGGAAAAUAAGGGUUCAAAGUGGAAGUAGGUAGAAAAGUAUAUUUGCAUCUAUUGUCUUAAGAAUCCAUAUAUUUGUGUACUUAGGGGUGAGUGAUUAUUUUCAAUAGGUGUGAAACAUGGAGAUAUAAUCAUUAUUUCGGUCAUUAAUAUCCUUUUUUUCAUGCUCUUUUUGCUACUGUGUGGAAAUACAGGGAAAUAAAAUAUAAGUUUGUGUGGCGAUCGAGCGGGAAGUUCAGUAAGUCCUUUGUGUUCAUGACUUGAGAGGGAAUAUAUUCUAUUUAAAUGUUUGUACCACACCUCUGUGGAAAUGGACAGAUCUUGCCUUCCUGUGCAUGAGAUAUUCCUCUGCUGUCCUGAUGGUGGCGUACACUGCACAAAGACUUGUCACCAGUUGUCAUAUGUGUAUCAGACAGUCAUCAUAGUAACAAGAUGACUGCCGGUGUGAUUAGUUUGUAUCCGAGUGUUGUCAUGACGAUCAUUAGCUUUAUGUAUGUACUGUAACCAUACUGAUGAAUAAUAUGUCUGUCAGUAGAAACAAAUGUCAUAGGCUACGUCCUAAUUUUGUAAAAUGGCGUACUUUCCUCAUCACCUAUCAGAACUUUACAUGAAGGAGACGGGACGAGGAAAGGAAUCCAUUCCAAAUGGCCGACGUAGCCAUGAUGUGCUUCUUUGUAUAACUUAGCUUUUCCUCCUCUACUGAGGCAUUUGCAGUACUUAAGCAUAUACUGUAUCAUAUUAGCGAUCGACACAGUGCCCAAACCAUGCUAGGAUCAAUCAAAGUAUCUCAUCUUGGCAAAGAGAGGUGCAGCGAAAUGAGGGACUUGUCAGUCUGUCUUUGUGUCACGGUGAAUAUUCACUGGUUAAACCAGACCACAGACAGCCCCGGUCCUGGACAGCCAAAGGGUGUGCACUUUUUGGUUCAAGCCCAGCUUUACAAUACCCGAUUCUACCUAAUUAUGGGCCUUCAGGUCCAAACUGAAUUGAAUCAGGUGUUUUGGUGCAGGGUUGGAACACCCGAUGUGGUUCCUCCAAUACAAUGCUUGCUCAUAGAGAGAAACAUUCCGUGUUGGUUUGAUCUACGCUUGGUGUGGUUACCAUUACAAUGAAAUGGCUACUACUGUAUUUUCUAUGUAUCGCUCAAUAUUUUGUCAAUCAAUUUGGAAUGAGUGUUUUUGACGCGUGAUGAGUUCUGACAAAUAAAAUUGAAUUUUUUAACUUGA